Messenger RNA from Protopolystoma xenopodis, 336 nucleotides. The record is from the annotation of a GenBank genome assembly. NCBI's taxonomy places the organism in Eukaryota, Metazoa, Platyhelminthes, Monogenea, Polystomatidea, Polystomatidae.
AUGUACACAUACAAUGAGGAUUGGGAAAGAGAUGCCUGGUUAGAUGGGAACGAGGAGGUUAUUGAUGAACAUGGCCAGCCUGACAUGUGCAGUGAUCAGAGAAAUUGUGCCAAAUGGGCUGUGGCGACCUGGCGAUUGGCCCACAAGAUUAAGUCCAUUACAAAGAAGGGUGGUGAGCUGAAGGGAGGAUGGCAAACGACCCUUGCACCCGAGUCCUAUGAGGGCUUCAAACGGACUAUUUUUGGCUUUACAAGAACAAUGCUGGCGGUCUCGUGCAGACAAGCCCCGGCCCCACUUGUUUGCCUCAGAUUUUAUUGGCACGAAUGGUUUCGCUAA